Bemisia tabaci is the source of this 2681-nucleotide messenger RNA. RefSeq names its product butyrophilin-like protein 2. Lineage: Eukaryota; Metazoa; Arthropoda; Insecta; Hemiptera; Aleyrodidae. The record is from RefSeq and is a predicted model, not a curated record.
ACUCACCGCGCUCGGACACGCCGCCGCGCCCGGCAAACCACGCGUCCCUCUCACGUGAUUCUCACGCGAGAGCCUCAACAAUUUCCGGAAAUUUUCGUGUCAAAAACUGCUAAUUGCGGAUUGAGAUACUACGUUUUGUUCCAAAAGUAGACUUCUUAUUGAAGUCGAUAGUGCAGAAGAGAUACUGCCCGGUUUGCCAGUCUAAGAUUUGUUUACGCUUGACUCGGUUCAUGGAAAAUAUGCUUGGAUUAUUUUUCUCUCGUGGAUAAAAAAUUAUGAUUUUUUAAAAUUCCAUCGUAACAUGUUUUUGUCAAGUUGGUGAUAUUCAGUGCAUCAGCAUCGCACGGUAAUAUUUGAAUGAAUGUGUUUCUUUUUAAAAUUAUUCGCGGCACAUUCGACUAAUAUUUGAAGAAAAUUCUUCUCGCGAACAUCACUAGAAAAUAUGUAGUUAACCGUUUUAAUAGCUGAUUGCCAUUUUAUAUACAAUAAAAUUAUUUGUCUUAAUUAUACUUAUUAUUAAAUUGGAUGCUGCACAGUGAACACCACAUGUUAUACUACUACUAGACUUGCUUCGUCCCUUGGUUGCUACAUAAUAUGCUCAGUUCUUUGUUUAUCCUUCUGAGGGUUCUAAUCAUUGAAAAUUACACAAAAUGGUUUUAUAUGGUCAAACAUCGUGUUGGGUUAGUUAAUUCAAUAAAUCAAUACAAUGAUGUACACAAUUUGAAUUAAUUUGUCCAUUUUCAAGACUGAUUGUACCAUUUUUAAAGGUUAUAUCUAAUCAGAUGGUGACUGCCAUUUUGGGAACAAUCAAAUCUUAAUUUAUGUGAACCAAACAUUGUCUGAGGAUAAACUCUUUGAAAAAAUCAAGUACUACAGCUGAUACUCACUCCUUAGUGUCGGUGAAAUUUUUCAAAUUCAAACACAUUUUCCUUAAAAUCUCGAAGGUGUCACUAAAAUUCUUUAUCCGUAAUAUUCUUCACACGUUAACUUACAAGGAUUUUGAAUGAAUUUUGACCACGCGGUUAGUCUAAAGCAUGUCAUGCAAGCAAGGCGCUUUUUCUUUUAAAGUCGAUUCCAAAAUAGUGCAUGUGUUACGAUAUUUCUGUGCUGGUUUCUAAAGUUUUCUCUUCUGGACGUUGGAUUUUUCAAGAAACCUCAUUGCCUGUAAGAAUCAGAGCUAAAACUGAACCUUUCUAACGAAACGUUAGCUUUUAUCGUAAAGAUUAGCAACUUUUAAGACCACGUGUGUUUACUGGGACUCAUUACAAGCAGCUCCUGCUUGUUCAUAAGUUAAGAACUCUCCUGUCUUUCUGAAGUUUCACCGGUUUUUGGAGGGAUCACAACUGAUUCUCGAGUAAACUUCGCAUAUCUUUUAGAUCCGGAAUAAAUUUCCUGUUCCAUUUGUGUGCAACUGUCGUUCAGUAAAACUUUAAUCACUAGGAAAACAGGCUGGAAAAGGCGAGGAAAACAGACUGAAAACUCGCGAUAAAGGGGCAAUAUGGAUGUGACGUUUGCUGAUGAGUGACUCGCCGUGCCGGCCAGAGAGCGUUGGCGGCGCAAAAAGACGAAGUACCUGGCCAGAAGGUACCGGAUGGUCGCCGAGCUCAUUCUGGCAAUGUUGCCUAGUCUUCCGUUAAUUUAACGGAGAAGAUCGCAGAUUUGGCAACGCUUGGCCGAGCAUGGUAGCGAAAAGCAGCCACUCUCGCUACCUCAAAGACGGACUUAUGCUCUUUCUGUUUCCGCUCCAUUUUAUCCUGACAUCCGUUUUCAUUGCUCAAGGAGUUGGAGGUUUAAAGGACAUCAGAGUGGAAGUUCCUCAAUACAGAGUCCGAGGCGAAGACGCGGUUCUGAAAUGCCACUACGAUUUGGAGAAUGACUCUCUAUAUGCGGUCAAGUGGUACAAGGAAAACGAAGAAUUUUACAGAUUUGUCCAGAGAGCCCACCCUCAAAUCACCUCUUACCGCGUCGAAGGAAUCAAAAUUGACUUGGAGCUGUCAAACAGCACGCAAGUAACAUUACGUCAAGUGACCUUGAAAACAAUAGGCAAAUACCGAUGCGAAGUCUCGGCUGAAGCACCAUCCUUUGAAUCCAAACAAGGAGAGGGACGACUUGAAGUCAUCUUUUUGCCGAGGGAUAAACCGCACAUAUCAGGCAAGCGCCAAUACUAUCAGAUAGGAGAUGAAAUAAACCUCAACUGCACAUCAGGCAAAUCGUACCCUGCUUCAGAGUUGCAUUGGUACAUCAACGAUCAAAAAGUAAAAGGCCCGUCGCUGAGGUCCUAUCCAGAAAUCAUCAGCUCUCACGGGCUGCGGCAAACGCAGCUGGGACUCACGCUGACCGUCACAAACGACCUUUUCCGCGACGGGAGCAUUAAAUUCAAGUGCAUCGCCACCUUGUCACCGAGCCUCUGGCAGGCCAAACAAGAAGGCCAAAUCAUUCAAAGGAACCAACUUAAAGAAGCCUCUCUCCUCAUCCGAGGCACUGCAAACAAAGUGACUUGUUCGACCAGUAUCUGGUUGAUACCAAUAACGCUGAUGAUGUCUCUAGGAAGCAGGCCCAUUAUCUCUUGAUUCAAAUUCUGCCGCAGGAACCGAUCAGACAGUUUAAAAAUUGUAUACUCUCUCGUAAAGUGUAUUAUUAUGUAUAAAUUUUAAAUAUAGAAUUCUAUUUUUCCUAGAGAA